AUGCUCUCAAUCGGACUGGCACUAGAGAAUAUCGAGCACUUGGAAGAAAGGCUGGUGGCAGUAUCAACGCCGGGAAAUCCCGAGUAUGGGAGAUACCUCGAUAGAGGGGAAAUGGAGGAUUUCUUCUACCCUUCCCCCGAAGCUUACGGGACGGUCAUCGCAUGGUUGCAAAACGCCGGUGUCGAAUACGUUUCGCAACAAGGAGCAAGUAUUAAUUUUGCUACCACGAUUUCAAAUGCAAAUAAGCUGCUUGACACCAGGUUCGCGUAUUAUAAUGUCGACGGUGUCCAGAAGCUCCGCACAAAACAAUAUUCUGUGCCGGGCGAGGUUACUCAAUAUAUACACCUGAUCCACCCUACAACAUAUUUCGGCAAGACGAGAUCUCAUAAGAUGCCGGAAGAUAUGAUCAUGCAAUCCAAAAUUGCCGCGGCGCCAUUCGAAACCAAUAUUAAUGCGGCCACACAUUGCUCUGCUCUUGUUACCCCUGAUUGCUUCCGCAACGCAUACGGCGUUGGCCACUACAAGCCCGACCCAGACAGCGGUAGUCGUGUGGCUUUCGGCAGUUUCCUAAAUCAAUCUGCACGACUGGAUGAUCUUCAUCUUUAUCAGAGCACUUAUGGGAUUCCUCUCUCGAACUUCUCUGUUGUGACUAUCAAUGGAGGUCUCGAUCAUCAAGAUCCCAACGGCCACAUCGGCGAAGCCAACCUCGACGCCCAGUUCGAGAAUGCCAUGUCGUACCCACUGCCUCAGAUACAGUAUAUUACAGGAGGCAAACCGCCUUUCAUUCCCAACCUGGAUAAACCCACCGCAGACCACAACUCCAACGAGCCUUACCUGGAAUACUACGAAUAUCUGCUCAACAGGACGAACGAUGAGCUUCCACAAGUCAUCUCAAACUCAUAUGGCGAUGACGAACAGACUGUUCCUCCAGAAUAUGCCAAGCGCGUGUGCGACAUGAUUGGUCUGAUGGGUCUGAGAGGCAUCACGGUACUUUAUUCCUCAGGUGACACGGGAACUGGCGCGUCUUGCCUUUCGAAUGACGGCAAAAACCAUACUGAAUUUACGCCAGCUUUCCCUAGUACUUGUCCAUAUACCACUUCUGUUGGUGGUACUCAAUCAUGGGGCCCUGAGAUCGGCUGGAGAGCUAGCACUGGCGGUUUCAGCAACUAUUUUCCUCGCGCAUGGUACCAAGAGAACGCAGUGGAGGACUACCUCAAACAUGGCAUCAACUCCAAGGCCAAGGCAUACUACGAAGCUGGAGGGUUCACCAAUUUUUCUGGGAGAGCUUUCCCUGACAUCUCUGCUCACUCUCUUCAUCCUAACUACGCAUUUUUCAGUCGAAAUAGACAAGGCUCGACAGGCGGAACUUCUGCAUCAGUGCCUAUUGUUGCUGGUCUCAUUGGUCUCUUGAAUGACGUUCGACUUCGAGCAGGCAAACCGACCAUGGGCUUCAUCAACCCUUUCCUCUACGGCAUCAUGACUAAGGGCGGCUCACUCAUUGAUGUGGCAACCGGAACAGCAACAGGCUGUGAUGGUACGAACUCCCAAACCGGCGAAGUGCUUAAAGGUAGUGGAAUUAUCCCAUAUGCAAGUUGGAAUAAUACUGUUGGAUGGGAUCCAGUGACGGGAUUGGGUAUGCCAAACUUCGCAGACAUGGCCAAGGCGGCCUUGUUGGUUGCUGAUUGAAUGUUCGGUGUAUGAUAAUAGUAUUGACAUGCUAGGAAUUGCUGUAAGACCAACGAAACAAAACUUUAUGUAUAAUC
Messenger RNA from Truncatella angustata, 1763 nucleotides. RefSeq names its product tripeptidyl peptidase A. Gene Ontology annotation, biological process: proteolysis. The transcript has 4 exons. NCBI's taxonomy places the organism in Eukaryota, Fungi, Ascomycota, Sordariomycetes, Amphisphaeriales, Sporocadaceae. Bases 1 to 1686 code for a protein of 561 amino acids. The record is from RefSeq and is a predicted model, not a curated record. Gene Ontology annotation, molecular function: serine-type endopeptidase activity; tripeptidyl-peptidase activity.